AUGGGUAACGUGCCGUCCCACCAGUCCUACUCAGCAGAGACCAUCGACGCCUUCCGCAAUUCCUUCCUCACCAUGCAGCAGCUUCGUGCCGAGAGGCUCCUCGGCCCUAUAGACUGGCAGGACGACGACAGCUGCGAGAGGCAUACCACGAUGAACACGAUCAAUAACUCCCUCAUGCACGCUGCUCUACAAGACGUUGAAUGCUCAGCUCCACGCAAGCCUCGAGCGAAGCCAUACUCUAACAGGGUAGCUUUCAGCGUCCCCAAUGACGGGUCCCCAAGUCCAGACAGGCCCUCGCCUUCUCCAGCCAAGACCUUCAAGGCGACUUUCACGACCUUCUUCCCCAGGACCCGUAGCUGCGACUCGGUUGAGGAUGCACUAGAGGACUCAAAGGUCGCCCUGCGAAAGCAGCAGGCAGCAUUCAAGCUCAAGAGAGCUGCCACUUACAUCCAGGAGCGAAUCAAGUCGCUGUCAACGGUACCAACAACAGUGGAGGUGGGGAACUGGACGAGGAUGGAGGUCCAGCAAGGGUGGGUGGAGGGCUACUAA
Guillardia theta CCMP2712 is the source of this 549-nucleotide messenger RNA. RefSeq lists its product as hypothetical. The transcript has a single exon. Bases 1 to 549 code for a protein of 182 amino acids. The record is from RefSeq and is a predicted model, not a curated record. Lineage: Eukaryota; Cryptophyceae; Pyrenomonadales; Geminigeraceae.